Musca vetustissima is the source of this 973-nucleotide messenger RNA. RefSeq names its product hydroxysteroid dehydrogenase-like protein 1. Bases 8 to 973 code for a protein of 321 amino acids. Gene Ontology annotation, molecular function: oxidoreductase activity. The transcript is spliced from 5 exons. Gene Ontology annotation, cellular component: endoplasmic reticulum. The record is from RefSeq and is a predicted model, not a curated record. Lineage: Eukaryota; Metazoa; Arthropoda; Insecta; Diptera; Muscidae.
GUUCAACAUGUUGUCCCUGUUAUCGGCCUUCAUUUAUUUUGUCGGAAUAUAUGCUCUUGCCGUAUUUAUUUACGAUAAUUUCAUAUCUGUGGUAUCCAUAAUCAAAUCAUUACUGCAGCCAUAUUUCCAACCUCAGCUACCGACAACUCUAGUGGAUAAAUACGGAAAAUGGGCAGUUAUUACGGGAGCCACCGAUGGCAUUGGCAAGGAAUACGCUAAAGAGUUAGCCAAACAAGGUCUUAAUGUGGUGCUCAUUUCACGUACCAAAGCCAAAUUGGUGGAAGUGUGUAAUCAAAUUGAAUCCGAAUAUAAAGUUAAAACGAAAUGGAUUGCAGCCGACUUUUCCAAGGGCAAAGAGGUUUACAGCCACAUUGAAAAUGAAUUGGCUGGUAUACCUGUGGGAAUAUUGGUUAACAAUGUUGGUAAAAUGUACGAUUAUCCCGAUGCCGUGGAAAAUGUACCCGAGGAUGUAUUAUGGGAUAUUAUCAACAUUAACAUUGGUUCCGUGACCAUGAUGACCCGUAUGAUAAUUCCCUAUAUGAAGAAACAGGGCAAAGGUAUUAUUGUGAAUAUUUCAUCGGGCAGUGAGCUGCAACCUCUACCUUAUAUGGCCGUUUAUGCUGCCACAAAACGUUUUGUGCGAACCUUUACCUUGGCCAUUGAACAAGAAUUGGCUGAACACAAUAUUGAGGUGCAGUGUGUAACACCAUUAUUUGUCGUCACCAAAAUGAAUCAAUAUUCCGAGACAGUAAUGCAGGGCAGUAUAAUGGUACCCAGUGCUGCAUCUUAUGCCCGUUCAACUGUAUUUACUUUGGGAAAAACUAAGGAGACAACGGGUUAUUGGUCUCAUGGUUUGCAGUAUUUCAUUAUGAAACUAUCACCCGAGAGAGUGCGAACCCGCAUUGGUGGCAACAUGUGCAAAAAGUUACGACAAGAAUAUCUGGAUUCAGUACGCAAAGAGAAGGCCAUCUAA